Messenger RNA from Emiliania huxleyi CCMP1516, 1278 nucleotides. RefSeq lists its product as hypothetical. Lineage: Eukaryota; Haptophyta; Isochrysidales; Noelaerhabdaceae. Bases 1 to 1218 code for a protein of 405 amino acids. The record is from RefSeq and is a predicted model, not a curated record. The transcript has 8 exons.
AUGCCGUCGACCGCCACGACCUUGACGGUGCUGACCGUCAACUUUGCCUGCCGCGACGUGGCUCCGCUCUCGGGAUGCGACAACUGCGCCACGCGCUUCGGCCUGAUAGCCGACGCCAUCAGCGGCACCAAUCUGUCUGCGUACAGCGGCCUCCCUGACCUCGACUCGGUGGAUGUCGUCAUUGCGCAGGAGCUCGGAACCGCCGCGGAGAACUUUGCAGACGUGACCGCGGCGCUCUCCGCGAGAGGGUUCGUCCACAGCACGGGCGACCCCGCCCCGACGGCGGCGGACCCGCAGUGCGCCGACGCGCCAGGCCCGCUCUUUGACCUGGCGGACAAGCAGGGCUUCGUGACAGCGGAGGACAUCCGGACGUACCAGAUGUCGGAGAUUGCUGCCUUCAAAGACUCCGUCGCCGCUGCCCUCGGCGGCGACUUCAACGAGGACGCCUACGCCGCGGCCGCCGCCUCCGCCACGCCCGACUGCAGCCUCAUCACCGACCAGCUCACCGUCCAAAAGAUGGGCGCGGUUGGCCUGGACCUCCCCGCGGCGUGCGCGGCGGGGGCGAUUGGCCCAUACACCUGGGACACCUCCACAAACGACCUGGCCGCCAUCUUUUCGGACGGCGAGAGCUACGAGGCGAGCGUGGCCGCUUCUGCCGCCGUAAUAGUACUGCUCGACUACCUAGUCUACUCGAGCAGCUCGGACGGCGCGCUGACCGGGCAAGCCCCCCCGAAAGAGGUCUCGACCCUCCGCGCCGCCGACGCGUGGGCCGGCGUCUUUUGCGAGAGCGACAUCUUCGGCACGCUCGCCCCAUCUGCUCCCGGCACCGCGCACGCCCUCACCGACCACAACAUCGUCACCGCCACCUUCGCGCUCCCCGCGGCCGGCGGCGGCGGCGGCGCUGCCGCCGCGACCGCCGCCUUUGAAGCCGCCGCGGCGUGCGGCCAGGAGGGCGCCGUCUGCUUCUACGACACAAACUGCUGCGAGGCGGCCUUCUCGUGGACGGGCGUCGAGCAGCACUGCGUCUACUACGAGUGCACGCCCGACGACGACGAUUUCGCCCAGUGGCUCGUCAUCGCACUCCCCCUCCUCGGCGGGGUGCUGCUGCUGGCCUGCUGCGGCGCGGCACUCUGCUAUUGGCGGAGGAGGAGACGUGCGGCUGGCAAGCCGGCGGCGGAGGCGUCGAGGGGAGAGGCGGUCAUCGGUGAGGCUGCUUAAGACCGCGAACCGAUGUGCAUGUUCGAUGCCAAAGAAAAAAAGAAUUUAAACAAAACAAAA